GAAAGCGAUCGGCACGCAGAUUUUUUGGCUUGAUUUUCGAUAGUGAUUUUCGACAUUACUUACACGUUUGAUCUUACAACCUUCUUCUGAUUUAGAGAAGUUCAUGGAAACUCAGGCACCUGAGAUAAAGAUGGACGUGAAGACCUUACUGGAGACCACCACCUCUUUCAGGGUCUCUGAGCUAAGGGAGCUUGAGGAGUACUUCUUUGUUCUUGAGAAAAACAGGAGAAACCUCCAGUAUCUCCUGCAAGAGCAGAAGGAAGACCAUGAAAUGGCACUGAAAACCCAGGAGAGGAAAAGGAUCCAGGAGAGAAUGGAGUGGGAGAGGCAGAUGAGGAAGAGAGAGGAGACUCUGCAAUCUGCGUUUAUGUCUGUGGCUAUCAGCAGACAAAAGAUGAUGAAAGACCUGAUGGCCAGAAUGAGUACCACCAGUCUCAAAUACAUGGACGAAACCAGUGGGUCUGGAUACAUUAUCACCUCUCCUGUUGUUCCUCAGGUUUUCUCACGCAGGGUGCCAUACACCUGGGAGGAACAGCCAGAAAACAACCCAGAAAAUGGUGGUUCCUCUUAUGCUGCUCCUGUCAUGCUGCUUCUGAGGAUGCAAACAGCAGCAGUGCGACAGCAGACAAGAAAAUGGCAGAUCUGCAGCUGAUCGCAAAGCUGGAGGAGCGUGUCAGAAAGGCUGAAACGAAAAAGCAGCAAAAAGCCCUUAAGAAGGCAGAAGAGCAGGCAAAGAAGGCCGAGAAGAAAGCGAUAAAGGCUGAGAAGAAGAGAGCCAAGAAAGAGGGAAAGAGAGCAGGGAAUAAGGAUGAUGAAGUCAAGGGAAACAGUUCAAAACAGUUUCUGUCUUCAGUUACAAAAGAAUGAUGUGACAAAACAUUUUUUUUUUUUACA
Messenger RNA from Alosa alosa (allis shad), 894 nucleotides. RefSeq lists its product as uncharacterized. The transcript is spliced from 5 exons. The record is from RefSeq and is a predicted model, not a curated record. Bases 104 to 652 code for a protein of 182 amino acids. Lineage: Eukaryota; Metazoa; Chordata; Actinopteri; Clupeiformes; Clupeidae.